AAAUACACUCCUCGGACAUCGUCUGUCCUUCCAUUUUGGGAUAAGUUCUUCUUAUAGGCAGCAUAGGGCGAUUACCAAUAUAGUAGUAUUACAUAUAUACAACGCACACAAAUUCCGGCCUAACCGCCGUUACAUUAAGCGUGUUCGGAUCUGAUUUUUUUUUUUUUAAUUUAUAUCGGUAUUUUGGAUGAAAGGGCAAUAGAGAAAAGUCUGAGUGCAAGUAAAAUAAAAAGAAGAAGAAGAAUAACUAAGCACACAGAACAGUGAUUGGUGUUGUUGUUUACUAAGCUUCCAGAGUCAAGUCAGGACUUGUCCUCGACUCCUACCGGCUCUUAAUUCGUUUUUAUUUAUUUUUUAAUUACGUAUACAAUUAAGAUGUUUCCACAAAGUACACAAAAGAAACACUGGAUGUUCAGCGAUGAAACCGACUUAACCACAUUAAGGGAGAAAACUAAUGCUGAUUUUAUUGUUAAGCACGGAGCUAACAUGAAUACAGAACAAAAGGAGGAACAUUUUCUCUCACAUAGUGAAGAACGUACACUACUUCGUUUCUAUGAAUUACAAUUGAGAGACUUCUGUCGACGUUUUAAUCCACCAAUGCCUCGUGCCACUGUGGCUACUGCCUUACAUUACUUUAAAAGAUUUUAUCUGAGGAACAGUGUAAUGGACUAUCAUCCAAAAGAAAUCUUGGUCACUUGUGUUUACCUAGCAUGCAAAGUUGAAGAAUUUAAUGUUUCUAUAUCCCAAUUUGUAGCAAAUAUUAAAGGUGAUAGAGACAAAGCAUCUGAUAUUAUUCUUAAUAAUGAGCUGCUUCUAAUGCAGCAGUUGAAUUAUAAUCUUACAGUUCACAAUCCAUUUAGACCUGUAGAAGGAUUGAUGAUUGAUAUAAAGACAAGGUAUAUGUCUUUGGAAAACCCUGAAAAAUUAAGACAAUAUAUAGAUGAGUUUUUAGAAAGAGUUUUUUUGACAGACAGUGUUCUUCUUUAUGCUCCGAGUCAAGUUGCAUUGGCUGCAACUUUACACGCAGCAUCCAAAGCUAAUGCAAACUUGGACAAUUAUGUUACUGAUAUAUUAUUUUCAAGAGAACAAUUAGGAGGAAUUAUAGAAGCUGUUCGCAAAAUACGCUCAAUGGCUAAAUGUGUGGAGCCACCAUCACGAGAAGUAGUAAGAGCUUUAGAAAAGAAAUUAGAUAAAUGCAGAAAUCAAGAAAAUAAUCCUGAUAGUGAAAUAUACAAGCAAAGAAUGCAAGAAAUGCUGGAUGAAGAAGAUUUGCAGGACAAUGAAAGAUAUGCAAAGAUUAUUCAAGAUCAGGCAGCCCAUGAUGAAAAAAUUUUGGGAGUUGGUAAAAUAUUGUCUCCUUCUGCUCUGUGAUAAUAAAUAUAAAUUUUGUAUAAUAGUUAUAAUAAAGAUUUUAUAUAACAUAAAA
This is a messenger RNA of Odontomachus brunneus, 1426 nucleotides long. It is a transcript of the gene CycH, whose product is annotated as cyclin-H. The record is from RefSeq and is a predicted model, not a curated record. The coding region runs from base 376 to 1371 and encodes 331 amino acids. Gene Ontology annotation, biological process: DNA-templated transcription; regulation of transcription by RNA polymerase II; regulation of cyclin-dependent protein serine/threonine kinase activity. The transcript has 6 exons. Gene Ontology annotation, molecular function: cyclin-dependent protein serine/threonine kinase regulator activity. NCBI's taxonomy places the organism in Eukaryota, Metazoa, Arthropoda, Insecta, Hymenoptera, Formicidae. Gene Ontology annotation, cellular component: nucleus; transcription factor TFIIK complex.